Nanorana parkeri is the source of this 1590-nucleotide messenger RNA. RefSeq names its product growth arrest-specific protein 6-like. The transcript is spliced from 12 exons. Bases 1 to 1590 code for a protein of 529 amino acids. NCBI's taxonomy places the organism in Eukaryota, Metazoa, Chordata, Amphibia, Anura, Dicroglossidae. The record is from RefSeq and is a predicted model, not a curated record.
AUGAGGAUUCUCAGCCGUAUAUCCAUUCCUAUCAUCUUGUUGCUGCUUUCCUAUGGGGAGUCUACUACUGGCAGUGUACCACCUGCUUCCAGCCAGCAUCAGAAGGGACAGGACUCUUGUUUAGCUGGAAACCCAGUGAGAUCCACACACAUCCUGUAUCUGGGAAAUGGGGACCCAAAGAAUGUCUUGCACCUGGAAUUCCCUCUGUCAUCCUUAACCAGCAAUCUCUCCUCAUUUUAUAUCCGGACAUAUGACUCGGAAGGCAUCAUAUUCCAUGGAAGUGUUGGUGGGAAUAACUGGUUUGUACUUGGAAUUCGUGAUCAGCGGUUGGAGAUACAAAUGAGUAAUGGCAAUGGUCAAAUGGUUCUCUCUAAGUGGGGACCACCUGUCAGCAAUGGCAAAUGGCAAAAGGUGACUGUGGACAGCAGUAUUAACACCAUAGAUGUAAGAUUGAAUGGAGAGAUUGUUGUCAUGUUAACUCAUCAUGUAAAGAAUGAGCCUGUGACCCUGGAAUAUGCUAAUCUGGACAUCAUCCUGGGUGACCUCCCAGCAAACAGCAAAAUCCAACUUCUCAGACCGUUGAAUCCUGCUCUAGAUGCAUGUAUGAAGGACUGGGCCUGGGUAAAAAAGAGCACACAAGUUCUGGAUGAUGCCAUGGAGACAGAUGAGAACCGGCAAUGCUUUGAAAAUGAAGAGCCAGGCACUUUCUUCCCUGUGCAAGGAUAUGCCAUCUUCAAGCCUAACUCAUUCCUGUUACAUACACGUGAACCCUGGCAUCUAUCGAUUCAACUGUCAUUCCGAGUCCUGGAGGAUGGUGGGCUUCUCCUGGCACUAAAUGGCGCUGGCAGUACCUCGGCAUUGACCAUAACUUUGGAUAGUCAGAAACAGGUUCUAGAAGCUUCUCUACUGGACAAACUAGAACAUUCUGUGACAUUCCCGCCGGGUAUUUGCCUCAAACACUGGCACACUGUGGAUGUUCUAAUACAGGCAAAUCAGCUUGUGUUGAAGACAGAGGAGGCGACAUCCUCCAUGGACAUGCCACCUGCUGAUUUCAAAGCUUUGGAAGAUAUAUGGGUGGAUCCUAAUGCAUACAUUUCUGUUGGUGGCAUGGCAGAACAUUCAGAACAAGGAAACCUUUUUUCGGGAUGUCUGAAGAUCACUCUGCAAGGAAAAGCUGCAGACCUGGAUACUGCCCAUUACAAGCACCCUCAUGUCCGCAGUCACAGUUGUCCUGUGAUAGUCACAGUUGUGCUCUGGAUAAUCCACAGUUGUGUUCUUGAUAUCCAUAUCAGCAGUAUAGAGAAAGCAAAGGAAGUGAGAACACCUGAAGGUGACCGGGAACACCUGGCACUGCAAGGAACUAUUACUGAUGCCAUGCCAACAAAGACAAAGAAGAAAAGAACAGGAGCGGAAUUGAAGGCUACAGACACUUCAGUGCUAAAGAAAUUUCUGAAGAGAUACGAGAAUCAUUGUGCUCAGUGCCAGUCGUCUGCCAGCCCCGCAAUAACCCAAGCACUGAAAAAAUGUAUCCAAAAUGGCACCAACUAUCUCAGAGUUUUCCAGUUGCUGUGCAGGCAUAGCAAGACCUAG